AUGAAGUUCACCGGCACACUCUUUGUUUCUGCUACCCUCUUGGCUAUAGUCAACGCACAAAAGGCAUCCAUUAUUGCAAUCACCUCACCUCUGACUGGUACACAGUACAAAGCCGGCACUGAAGCAAUCAUUUCAUGGGUAAACCCAACGGUCGACACAAUUACCCAGAUUCUUUUGGCAAAAGGUCCUUCUACUGCGCUUCAGCCUCUGAUGACUGUCGCUCAAAACGUUAAAGCCUCGGAUGGAAAAUAUGUCUGGAAGAUCCCUGCAGAGCUUGCCGAUGGUGAUGACUAUGCCUUUGAGUUUGGAACUUCUCCAGACAUGGCCUUCACCGGUCAAUUCUCUAUUCAUGGCGGAACUGGUACAAGUGUUCCAGUAUCAAGCCCAGCUACCCCAGCUGCUGCAAACCCACCUUCCAUAGGCGCAAACUCUGUUCCAGCAAACGCAAACUCUGCUGCUGUACCCGCUUCAGCAUCAGGCGCAACCGCAGGAAAUUCAACAGCUCAGACCACCCACUCUGGCGCAACAUCCUCAUUUCACACAGUAUCUGGAUCUGUUGUUGCUGCUAUUGGUGUCUCCGCUUUUAUGGUUUCUCAGCUGCUUUAA
Molecule: messenger RNA, 606 nt
Organism: Phycomyces blakesleeanus NRRL 1555(-)
Lineage: Eukaryota; Fungi; Mucoromycota; Mucoromycetes; Mucorales; Phycomycetaceae
Exons: 2
Coding region: 1-606 (201 amino acids)
Source: RefSeq, a predicted model, not a curated record